Molecule: messenger RNA, 2119 nt
Organism: Camelina sativa (false flax)
Lineage: Eukaryota; Viridiplantae; Streptophyta; Magnoliopsida; Brassicales; Brassicaceae
Source: RefSeq, a predicted model, not a curated record
ACCCUAAAGGCCUAAAACCCCUCUUCCUCAAGGAUUCAUCUUUACAUUAUCUUUCAACUGAACUAGUUCUGCAAUGAGCGAUUCUUGUCUGAAUCUGCGGUAACUUCAAAAGAACCCAUCAAAGAACUUUUUGUUAUGACAAGAAGAUACAUUUAUACACACGCGUGAUACAUGCGAGACGAAUGAUCAAGAGAUCAUCAUCAUCUCUCUCUUCUUCUUUGCCUUCACUCGAAACCCUCUUGAAGCUCUGCAAAUCUGAGAUUCAUCUUAAUCAAAUCCAUGCCCGAAUCAUCCGCAAAGGUCUUGAACAAGACCAGAACCUCAUCUCGAUCUUGAUCUCAUCGUCUUCUUCAUCUCUCUCUUACUCUUCCUCUGUUUUUAACCGUGUUUCUCAUCCUUGUCCUUAUCUCUGGAACCAUUUCGUUCAAGGGUACUCGGAUAAGUUUCUCUUCUUCGAGACUGUUUCGCUUCUUGUGUGUAUGAUGAGAACAGGUUUUGCUCGACCUGAUAAGUAUACUUUUCCAUUGGUCAUGAAGGUUUGUUCUUGCAAUGGGCAGGUUCGUGUUGGUUCAACGGUUCAUGGGUUGGUUCUGAGGAUUGGGUUUGAUAAAGAUGUUGUUGUGGCCACAAGUUUCGUUGAUUUUUAUGGUAAAUGUAAGGAUUUGGGUAGUGCACGUAAGGUGUUUGUCGAAAUGCCUGAGAGGAAUGCGUUUUCUUGGACAGCUUUGAUUGUAGCGUAUGUGAAAUCUGGGGAGUUAGAGGGAGCCAAGAGGAUGUUUGAUCUUAUGCCUGAGCGUAAUCUUGGAUCUUGGAAUGCUUUGGUUGAUGGUUUGGUUAAAUCCGGAGAUUUGGUUAAUGCUAGGAAACUGUUUGAUGAAAUGCCUAAGAGAGACAUUAUUUCUUUUACUUGUAUGAUUGAUGGAUAUGCGAAAGGUGGUGAUAUGGUUUCUGCUCGAGAUUUGUUUGAGAAAGCGAGUGAUGUUGAUGUUAGGGCAUGGUCAGCUUUGAUAUCGGGUUAUGCACAGAACGGUCAGCCGAAUGAAGCCUUUAAGGUGUUUGACCAAAUGUGUGCUAAGAAUGUCAAACCUGAUGAGUUUAUAAUGGUGGGUUUGAUGUCAGCUUGUUCUCAGAUGGGUUGCUUUGAAUUGUGUGAACAGGUUGAUACAUAUCUGCACCAGAGCAUGAAAAAGUUUUCUAGUCAUUAUGUUAUACCUGCUUUGAUAGACAUGAAUGCCAAGUGUGGUCACAUGGACAGAGCAGCUAAGUUGUUUGAAGAGAUGCCUCAGCGGGAUCUUGUUUCAUACUGUUCAAUGAUGGAAGGGAUGGCUAUUCACGCGUGUGGAUAUGAAGCUGUUCGACUGUUUGAGAAAAUGGUUGAUGAAGGUAUCGUUCCUGAUAAUGUUGCAUUCACUGUAAUAUUGAAAGUUUGUGGUCAAGCCAGGCUUGUUGAGGAGGGGUUAAGGUAUUUUGAGUUAAUGCAAAAGGAGUAUUCUAUUACGGCCUCUCCUGAUCAUUAUUCCUGCAUUGUGAAUCUUCUUAGCCGGACAGGAAAGCUUAAAGAGGCUUAUGAGCUUAUCAAAUCCAUGCCUUUUGAAGCUCAUGCUAGUGCUUGGGGUUCGCUUUUGGGUGGUUGUAGUCUACAUGGGAAUACUGAGAUAGCAGAGGUAGUUGCAAGGCAACUCUUUCAGCUUGAACCAAAAAGUGGCGGUAAUUACGUGCUUCUAUCAAAUAUAUAUGCAGCUUUAGACCGGUGGGCGGAUGUUGCUCAUCUUAGGGACAAAAUGAAGGAGAGUGGCAUUAACAAGAUAUGUGGCCGAAGUUGGAUACGUCGAUAAGCACUCUGUCAUCUAACCCUGUCGAUGGAAGACUUUGCUUUAACCUAACAAGACGCUCAGGCAAAAAACACCAAAACAGAACCAGCCUGAAACAUCAUUGCUUGGAUAACAGUUUUACCAUUGUGUUAUUUCUCUGGCUUAACCGCCCAUUUCAAAUGAAAAUGGAAGGAGUAAAACUGAAUAUUGUCUUCAUGUGGUUAAGCAUGUAAAUAUCUUUUGUGGUUAUGAUAUACAAUGAUUACUAUGUUAUAUAAACUGGCUUUAUAAAGAUCAAAAUAUAUGUA